This is a messenger RNA of Anneissia japonica, 4055 nucleotides long. Its product is annotated as inversin-A-like. Bases 191 to 2191 code for a protein of 666 amino acids. The transcript is spliced from 12 exons. The record is from RefSeq and is a predicted model, not a curated record. Gene Ontology annotation, molecular function: protein binding. NCBI's taxonomy places the organism in Eukaryota, Metazoa, Echinodermata, Crinoidea, Comatulida, Comatulidae.
AAUAAUGCACCAAUCGCAUAGUAUAGUACAUCGUGUGGAAAGGGAUGAGCGGACUUUUGUCACCUAGAGAUCAUCGGAGACAGAUGUUUAUGGAUUACAACAAUUAUCAUUGCGAUUUACAAAAAAGAUUUUAUACUCUUACAUCUGAUGCAUUAUGUUUCCUAGCAACCUUCAUCAAUCAUGAUUUCCAAUGCAUCUGAAUGACCACAAUACACUGAGUAUGGCAGGCCUUAACAGUUCAUUUUUAGAUGAUGGUAGUGAUAAUGAGGAAGAAAUGCUGAAGGGUCACGUGGGAGCAAGUCUGGGUGAUUUGAAGAUGGUAACCCAGUCAAUAAGGUCUGACCCAAGCGCUCUGGAAUAUCAAGAUGUUGAAGGAAUGACACCUUUAGCAAAAGCGACUCAAUUCAGACAAUUUGAAGUGAUGAAGAGGUUGGUGAAAAUGGGAGCUAAUUUGAACACGAGAGAUGCCAAAGGAAGAACGCCGCUCUGCUUAGCAGCAUACGAGGGUUGGUAUGAGGGGAUUUUAUAUCUGCUCCGUAAUGGAGCGAACCAGAGCAUUACAGAUGGCAAUGGCCGGUUACCUCUGCAUGCUGCAACGUAUUGCACAGAUACAAGGUUACUUUCUGCAUUACUACAGUCACUUAGCAUUGAUGAGGUAAACCAGCAAGAUAACGACGGCAUGACAGCUCUGCACUGGGCUGCUUUUCACGGUCAACCUGAACAUGUGAAAUUACUCAUGCUCCGCGGGACAGACAUCUUUAUGACCGACAUGGAUGAAAAGACGCCGCUACAUUGGGCCAGUCAGAAAGGGUCGUUGUCAUGUUGCAAAGCAUUAGUUCAUUGUAAUAACGGCGGCUCAAAGUUGGUGAACUGCGUGGAGGCUAGCGGUAAAACUUGUGUCCACCUUGCUGCAGCUGCUGGGAGAGGGGACAUCAUUGAGGAGUUCUCCUCCAUCCCUGGUGUUGACUUCGAAGCACUUGAUCCAGAUGAUAGGACUCCAUUGCAUUGGGCAUCUGUUACGGGACAGGUUGACUCACUGAAGAUCUUAUUGAAGCUUGGUCUGAAUGUAUCUGCCAAAGACAAUAAUGGGGGAACCCCCCUGGACUAUGCCUCAAAAGCCGGCCAUACAGAAGUUGCAAAUAUCUUGAAGGAAGCUGGAGCAAAGUUUGGAAAUUUGGCUAUUAAAACUGAUGUGUUGAGUAAACAAACUGAUGGCCAAGGUCAAACAUCUCGCAGCAAAUUUCUUGGGAUUUUUAGUACUUUAUUUGGAAGUAAGCGACAAGAUAAUGAUGACAAAAAAAAUUCUGAAUUAAUAGAUAAAACUUGCACAGAAACAGUCGAGAUGCAACAGAGUAACCCAACGAAGCAAGAAAAUAAUAGUGUAUAUAUUGAUAACCAACUAACUUGUGACGUUGACAUAACACUUGAGCCAUCACCCAAGUUGCCUAAAUCCCAAAUGCAUGAUGGGAAGAAGAAUGAUAGAGGAGGCAAAACAAUUGUUCCCACAUCGGAUUUACUUGAUACUGAUGAAGAAGAUGAGGUUGAUGAAGGCAAGUCAUAUCUUACAGCCUCCGAGUACCUACUUCAGACACGUAUUCAAGAUGAGAUGGCAAAAACUGAUCAUAAAUUUACAUGUUUACAGAAGUAUUCUCCAUUGCCUUCUCCUGCGAGUAUGAAACAGGAUGCAGAUGUCAAAGUUGAAAAACCUACAUCGCUGAUUGGACAAACUGAUUUAGUGACUGUUGAAUUGAGUGCCAGGCAGAUUCUAGAAGCCCAGGGUUUGAACAGUCAAAAGUUAUAUGGUAGUGGAAAAGGGCGAUUACCUGUUCUUGCUUACCGAGGAACCAUCAAUGAAACGGAUGAAUUCAGCUCCACAUUACCAUGGUUACGUACUAUUGAUGUUGGUUCCUCAGCAACUGGGAGAAACAGAAAGCCACUGAUGUCUUUAAGUUCUGAAUAUGUUGAUUGCAUUGAAGGUGAAAAUACCAGUGCUAUGCCAACACGGCCCAAAUUAGGAGCAAGACCAAGAUCAAAGUCACUCAAUUUAGAAGGCUGCAGUGUUCUAGCAAGUGUGUCUGCAUUAUGUAACACUAUGAACCCUUCUCAGGACACAGCUGAUUUAACUAUGCUAAACAAAAAAUCUGAAAGGAAGAAGAAAUCUAAGAAGAUAAAGAGCCAAAAAGAAAAAUAAUGUUUUAAUGUUAGAUGGUGCUAUCAGGUUUAUAUUAUGCAGAAGGGUUUGAGAUUACCACGCAUGCUACAUCCCAGUAUUGGCAUACUAAGGUGAUUUUAUUCGGUUUAAAACUGAUUUGGAUAGAAAAAACCUGGGAUUUAAAAGGAUGGCUUUCAUGAUUGACUUUUAAUGGAAAAUAUUGGAGUCAAUUGACUUUUUUGACCAACGCUAAGUGUUAAAGCCAGUGUUUAUAGAGCUGACCAACAAUGAAGCCUAAUGUAUCUGGUUGCCUACUACCAUGCUGAAGCAAAAUAAGUAUUAAUAUCAUGUUAUUGAUAACAUUUAAUACAAAUUAAUAAUGAUAAUAGAAGUGGAUAUUUGUAAAAAUCCCAUAUCUAUCAAACUUAAUUGCAUUUGUUGUAUGCACUAGUAGCUUGUGUGAUAACAUUCUUCGAACCAUAAUGGUCACUUUGUUUCUAUACCAAUACUCGGUAAAACCCUAAUAAUAGCAUUUGUUCACCACAGGGAAUUCUGGACCAGUACAUUAGGGUAUCCCCGUUCAUUUUGAACGGUAUGCUUUGAUUAAAGUGUACGCAAGCCUCCUUUGUACACUAGGCCAACAGUUUGUAGUCCUUAUUUGAGAGUCUGGCUCCACUACCAGAAUAACAUGGGUAAGCACACUAUUUGUGUCAGUGCCAUUAUUAUGGUUGUAGGUUGGGGCGCCCUUGCAUUAACUACUCAAUCAAUCGACUCAAAUUUAUAUUUAUCACUUUUAAUCUUGGAAAUAUUUUUGUGAUAUAAUAUAUUUUAUAUUAUUAAACUGUUUAAAAAUGUAGAAAAAAAUCAACUUUCUGAUAAAUUUCUAUUAAAAGUUAGAAAUGAAUAUAAUCUCUUAAAAAUCAUUAAAAAAAAAGAUAUUAAACUCACAUUGAGCCUCUUCGACCAACAUUUUUUGUCAUUUGCUGGCUCUCACCAUACUACUAAAUAGUAUGGUGUUUCUAAAUCUAAACUUUUACUACAAAUUCAAUUUGAAUUUGUGAUAACAAAUUAUGUUGGUGCCUUUGAAAUAUGACCAGUCAAAGCCUGUGUCAAAGUUUAGAACUAUUUCUGUAAUUAAUUGUUGAAAUUUGAUGAUCAGUAGUAUGGUAGUAAAAGUGCAAUUAUUUAUUCAUCGUUAAGUCAAUUAAUAUUCAUCAUUAAGUCAAUUAAUAUUCAUGCUGUACACAGUGGUGGCGCCAGUGGGAGGGCAUUGCCCUCCUGUCGCAAAUAGGCAUGAACCACCGUCGUCCGACGCCUACCAUGUAAUUUAUUCCAGUGGCCCGCUGUUGGCCUGAAACAAAUACAAUCACAUUUUUUUCAAGACCUAAUCUCUAUAGUUUUGGGUGUAAUCAUUAAAUUUGAGCAUCAGCUACAUACAAGGCCAUAAAUCUGGCCCCAAACCCCUUUUCGGGGUUCAUCCAUUAGACCCUACUUGAUAGAAUCCAGACCACCACAAUUUGGGCCCAGGCCCAUUCUCAGCAGCCCUGAUACUGUAUAUUGUAUUAGCAAUUCCUGUGUCAAUAUUUUUAUAUUUUAUGCGAGUGUGUGAGUAAUUCAAGCUCAAAUACAUCACCUUGACCGUUGUCUAUGUAUACUGUGUCAUUAGAACAUUGCUUACAAUUCAUUAGGAGUAUUUAUAGCAUACAUUAUUUAUAUAAUGUAGUACAAUAAUUUAAAUAUAUAUAUAUAUAUAUUUAUAGUAUCAUAUGAUGUGCAAUUUUUUAGCAGUGUAAGCAACUUUUUUAUUUGUGAAUUUGCUUUAAUAAUUUAUUUAUAUGGUGUAUAUAAACAUGUAGGAAUAGUCUGUCAGAGUUACGAACUGAUAUAAUAUAUAUAUAUAUAU